This is a messenger RNA of Apis cerana (Asiatic honeybee), 2850 nucleotides long. RefSeq names its product kynurenine/alpha-aminoadipate aminotransferase, mitochondrial. Gene Ontology annotation, biological process: biosynthetic process. Gene Ontology annotation, molecular function: pyridoxal phosphate binding; transaminase activity. The record is from RefSeq and is a predicted model, not a curated record. NCBI's taxonomy places the organism in Eukaryota, Metazoa, Arthropoda, Insecta, Hymenoptera, Apidae.
AUUAAAUAUUAAAAUAUUUAUUAUAAUUUAUAUUUUAAUUAUAAUUUGAUAAAACAUUUCAUUGAAUAAAUAAAUAAAUAUAUAUAAAUUAUAUAAUUAUAUAUAAAUGAACAUGAAAAAAUAUGGAAAAAAAAACAAAUUAUAAGAAAAUGUCAUUAUCUAUUUAUGUUAAAAUUCAUACUUUAGAAUUAAUAGUUUUAUAUUCGAUGUGGAUAUAUGUAUUUUUAUUGAAUAUUUUAUUUUUUGGAUAAUUUUUAAUUGUUGAAAUAUGAACAAGUAACGAUAAUAAUAAAGUAUUUUUUCACUUUCUAUAGAUAUAUCAUUUUAUAAUGAGAAUAUAUUUGAUUUAUACUGUUUAUAGCAAUAAUUCCGAUACCUAAUCAAUAAUUUUUGUAAUGAAUAAAUAAUAGAAUAUUCAUUUUCUUUAUUGUGUCUUUAUUUGUUCAAAUAUGAAAUAAAAUAUGUUGAAUAUAAAAGAUUGAAAUAAUAUUCUCUGUUAUUUUUAUUUAAUACUUUUUAUUUUUUUUAUUAUCAUGUUAUAUAAAUUUUCAUUGAUUAUAAUCAAUAUAAUUAAUUUAAAUAAUUAAUAAAUUAUUUGAAAAAUAAUAAUAUAGUUUAAUUUAUUUUAAAAAAAGAAAAAAAUUCUAUAUAAUUUAUAUCUAUAUAAUUAUAAUAUUCUAUAUAAUUUUUAAAUAUUAAUUUAAUUAUCUUAUAAUUUUUUUAAUUAUAUAUAUAUAUUAUAUAUUUAAUCAAUUAAUGUAUAAUUUUAUAAUUUAUAAUUAUAAUUUUAAGACUAUUUCUAAAAAUUUUUUCGAUUCAUAAAUAAUAUAUAUUUAUAUCUAUUAGAAAUUCAAUACACGUUUAUUACAUUAUUUUAUGAUAUUCAAAAUUAUAACGUGUGUAUAUUAUAAUUAUUAUAAAGUGAUAACCUACAGUAUUAAUACUGAUAACGAUAAUUUUUAUUUACAUCGUAGUUGAGCAAAAUAAUUGUUUUCGAGACACUCAUUUAACAUUAAUAAUAUAAUAUAGAUUUGUGAAGUUUCAAUUAGAAUAUGAAUUAAAAAGUUCAUAAAUUAUUAAUUUAUUAUAAUCUAUUAAUUUAUAAAUUCUAUAAUUAAUAAAAUUAAUAAAAUCUAAAUUAAAAGAUUAAUUAUCACUUAACAAAAAUUAAAAGCUAAUUUAAUUAAUUUUUAAAUAACUUUUUUUAAAUAAAUAAAUAAAAAAUAAAAUAGAAAAUGAAUUUUGAAAGAUUUUUUACGAACAUUACAAAUAGGCGAAAGUCAAGUAUUCUUCGUGAGUGGGCAAUAAAAUUUUUGGAAAGUAAGAAUGCAAUAAGUCUAGCUAACGGAAUGCCAAAUGCAAAGAUGUUUCCUUUCAAAGAGAUCUCUGUAACAUAUAAAGAUGGAACAAAAGUAAAAUUAGUUGGAGAAGAAUUGUCUUGGUCACUUCAAUAUGGUCCCUCUCAAGGAUACUUACCAUUAUUGAAAAAAAUGAGAGAAUUUCAAAAACAUUGGCAUAAACCAAUGUAUAAUGAUUGGGAUAUACUUUUCACAUCUGGAUCGAUGGAAGGAUGUAGCAAAGUUUUCGAAAUGAUUUUAGAAAUUGGCGAUUCUGUAAUGAUACAAACACCAACUUAUGAUGGAAUUUUGAAUGCACUUAGACCAUUAAUGCCAGAAUUAAUUGAAGUUGUACAAGAUGAAGAUGGUGUAAUUCCAGAAAACAUAAUGAAAAUUUGCAAAAAUAAACAACAUAAUAAUAAACCAUUACCAAAAAUUCUUUAUCUAAAUCCAACAGGAGCCAAUCCAACAGGAACAAUUUUAACAGAAUACAGAAAAAACGAAAUUUAUAAAUUAGCUGAAACAUAUAAUUUUUUAAUCUUAGAAGAUGAUCCUUAUUGUUUUCUUCAUUUCGUUGAUAAAAAACCUAUAACAUUUUUAGAAUUAGAUACCAAAGGACGAGUAAUACGUUUGGAUUCUUUUAGUAAAAUUCUUAGUGCUGGACUUCGAUUAGGUGUUGUUACAGCGCAUAAAGAAUUUAUUAAAAAAUUAAUUACACAUAUGGAAACAACAACUAUCCAUGCUUCUUCCUUAUCACAAAUUUUAUUGUUGAAAUUAUUAAAUUCAUGGAAUUUGCAAAAAUUACAACAACACUUCAAUGAAAUACAGAAUUUUUAUCGUGAGAGACGAGAUAUUACACUAUCUUUGAUUGAGAAACAUCUUACAGGAUUAGUAGAAUGGAAUGUUCCAAAAGGUGGGAUGUUUAUCUGGAUAAAAGUAAAUAAAAUAAAAGAUGUAAUGGAAUUGACAAAUAAAUGUAUUUCCCAAGGAGUCUUUCUUAUUCCCGGUCAUGCAUUUAAUUAUGAUUAUUCGAAACUUGAACAACAUCUUAGAAUUUGCUAUAGUUAUGCAACGCCAGAAGAAAUUGAUAAGGCACUUUCAACAUUAGCUACUUUGAUACAUAAAAAAAUAAAAAAAAUAGAAGAAAAUAAAAACGGAGUAUUAUAAUAUAUAUAAAUAUAUAUAUAUUUUUGUUGCUUUAGUUGUCUAUUUUUAUAUUUAUAAAAUUAAAAAUUAUAAAAAUAAAUAUUAUAUUAUUAUAUAAAUAUUAUAUUUCAAAAUUUUUAAGAUUUUUAACAUUUUUUAUAUAAAAAUAUAAAUGAAUAUAAUUUGAUUCUUUUUAGUAAUGGUAAUUCUUUUUUAAUAAUAAAAAUAUAAAAAUAUACAUAUAUUCGCAUAUUAAUAUUCAGAUACGAUUAACGAUUUAUAUCUUUAUUAAUUGUAAAAAACAAAUAAAUUUAAAUUACUUUAUAUAUAAGCAAUUUGAUAUAAUAAAAUAAUAUUAAAAAUUAAA